GUGUUCCACAAUCUUCCUUUCUCUUUCCUGUAGAGAAUGAGAUUCAAAAUCCGCUCUCUCCCUUGCCUUCAAUUUUCCUGGGUUUAGUUUAGCCUCUAAGCUCUACUGUCUCCUUGUUUUCCCCUCCACUGCCACUCUCCUGCUCUUUGCAUUUCACCUACUCUCUGUUUCUCUUUACCCAAAAAGCCAAAAAAAAAGUGAAGCCUUUUCACAUCUAUUCUCUCAUAGAAAUCAUUCUUCUCUUCCUCUGUGUUUUCACCAUUUGAUUUGCCUCUCUCUACUUUUGUUACCUUGUUUUUUUGUUCAUAUUUAUUUCUAAAAACUUCAAAAGCAAAAAAAGAAACAAAAAAAAAAGGGAGAAAUCGAAGAUGGCCGAGGCCUGUUGUGUUCCUGUUGUUCAAAAUGUUCUUGUAACUGUUGUUGGGAACUGGAUCGAUCGGGGUUUGGAGCGAAAUCCGAUCAUUCUUGUCUUCAAGAUGAAGUCGAAUGUUGAUAAACUGAAGGAACAAGUUGCUGAGCUCCGGGAAGACAUAGACCACGUGGAGCGAGAAACUCAAGCUGUUGAAAGAAGAGGGGAACAUACUGUACCGAAGCUCAAGACUUGGCUGAAUGAAGCAGGCAAGUUCAUUGAAGCGGCAAACACAAUAGAGGAUGAUGAAGAAAAAGCAAAGAAGAAGUGUUUCUUUGGGAUGUGUCUUAAUCCCCUGUCUCGUUACAGACUCAGCAAGAAGGCGGUAGAGGAUUCCCAGAAGAUUGCUAGGCAUGUGCAAAAAGUUCCUGGAUCCAACCUUCAAACUUCCUACCCUCCUAUUCCACAACGGGUAGUGGCUGCACCUGUCAAGGGUUUUCAGGAGUUUGAGUCAAGAAUGGAUGUAUUGAAUGAGAUCAUGAAGGCAUUAGAGAGUCCAAACAUCAACAUAAUAGGAGUGCAUGGGAUGCCAGGUGUAGGGAAGACGACGCUGCUCAAAGAAGUUAAAAGAAAAGCCGAGCAAGAUAAAUUGUUUGAUCCAGUAGUUAUGGUUUCUGUAACAAAGAAAGAUCCAGACUACAGAAAAAUUCAAGAGGACAUAGCAUAUGACUUGGGUCUAGAGCUUCCAGUUGGGAUUGGACAUCGGAGUGUUGCCGACCGGCUUAGAGCAAAAUUUUUGACAAAGAGGAAGGUUCUCGUGAUUUUGGAUGAUAUUUGGGACAAACUAGAUUUGGAGGCACUUGGUAUUCCCUUUCAAGACCAGCAGAAAAUGAAUGUUGAAACUGGCUCAUCAUCCACAGAAGAUCAACAAAUGAAAUGCAAGAUCUUAUUGUCUUCUAGAGAGCUUAAUGUCCUGAAAACUGAAAUGUGUACUCAAAAGGAGAUUGUAAUUAAUCAAUUGGAAGAUCAACAAGCGUGGCAAAUGUUCAAGAAGAUAGUUGGUGAUAGGGCUGAAAGUAACGACUUUCAGUCUACAGGCUUUGAGAUUGCCAGAAAAUGUACAGGGUUGCCCCUUGCUAUUGCACCACUUGCAGAAGCUUUGAAAAAUAAGAGUUUGCCUGAAUGGAGGAGUGCUUUACAAAGACUGAAUAAUCCCUCUCCAAGCAACUUCAACGGCAUACAUGCAAAAGUUUAUACUGCUAUCGAGGUGAGUUACAAUCACUUGGGAAGUAAGGAGCUCAAGCAAACUUUCUUACUUUCUAGUUUGAUGGAUCGCAAUGCUUCACUUCAAGACUUGUUGAAGUAUGGUGUAGGCUUAGGCUUAUUCUCACAAUCUAACACCAUAGGGGAAGCGCGGAAUGAAGUAAUAACAUUGAUAGGUGAUCUGAAAGCUUCUUCUUUGUUGAUUGAUGGUUCUGACACAGGGCGUUUUGAUGUUCAUGAUGUUAUUCGUGGCGUAGCUCAAUCAAUAGCGCGCUGGGAGGGCUACGGAUUGUUCUUAACAAAUGACGACUUACCAAAGAUGUGUUCAGAUGAGAAGGCAUUGAGUGAUUUCAAAUGCAUAUGUCUACAAUGUACUAAUAUGAAUGAGCUUCCAAAUGAGUUAGAAAGUCCUGAGCUUACUCUCUUUUAUUUGUGUAACGAAUAUCCUCCUCUGGAAAUUCCAGCAAACUUCUUCAAGGGAAUGCAAAGACUCAGGGUAUUGGACUUGACUCGUAUGCAAAUAACACUUAUUCUUAUCCUCUAUGCUAGAGGUCUGGUGAAGCUUGGACACCUCAAAAUAAAUCAAUGCAAGAAUAUGAGAGAGAUUAUUGUGACAGAGAAUGUGAAAGAAAAGGAGAUUUCUUUCCCCGAGUUGGACUUCUUGCACAUAGAAAACCUUCAAAACCUUGUUGGAAUCUACUCGGGAAAUUGCAUCAUGGCAUUCCCAUCCUUGAAGCAAUUGACCAUAGAAAACUGUCCAAAAUUGAAGGAGUUCACAGUUAAAUCUAUGAGUACAGAUAUAGGCACUGACAUAAAGCCUCUCUUCAAUGAACAGAUUAAGUUUACAAGGUUGGAGUUCUUAAGUAUGUCGCUUAACAUUCAACAAAUUUGGCACAACCGGGUUCCAGAAAUGCCUUCUUUUGUUCAAAAACUAAAAGAAUUGACUGUGGAUGGCUGUGACAAUUUGAGAUAUCUAUUGACACGCUCUACUGUUAAAAGUUUUGAGCAUCUUGAAUCACUGACAAUUCAAAACUGCAAGAUGAUAGAAGGGGUAAUAGUGGCAGAAGGAUUAGCAGAAGAAGAAAGGAGGAACAACAUAUUGUUCCCUAAUUUGCAAGCCCUGGUACUUGAAGGCCUUUCCAAACUCACAAGAUUCUGUCCUGAAAAUUGCAUUGAAUUCCCCAACCUUACAGGACUUCAAAUAGGCAAAUGCCCUGUGUUGAAGACAUUCACCUCUAGUCCUGUUAUUGGAGACAUUGCUGUCAGUAGUAAGAAAGCAGAAAACACCUAUGCGCCACCUUUCUUCAAUGAAAAGGUAGCAUUCCCUCAAAUAGAGGACCUAACGAUCUAUUGGAUGGAGAGUUUGAACAAGAUAUGGGCUGAUCAACUUGAUGGAGAUUCCUUUUGCAAACUAAAAACCAUUUUUAUAUUUCGCUGUGGAAUGCUGGUGAGCAUUCUCCCAUUUAGUAUGCUGAAAAGACUUCAGAGACUAGAAACAGUGCUUAUUCUCAUGUGUGAUUCACUAGAAGAAAUAGUUGAAGCACCCAGUGCUAACCAGUCACAAGCUCUGGUAGACACUCAGCCGACGUUGGUGGAAACUGACACCGAGUUCGUAUUUUCGAAAUUGACAGUACUGGUCCUUGGCAGGCUACCCAAAGCUCAAGGGUUUCUGCCAUCGAAUGCAUAUGAAAUGCCCAUCUCUGAAAUUAUUGCAAGUUUCUGAAUGCGAGCAAGUGCAGGUAUUUGCUUCGGAAUUUCCAAGCUUCCAAAGAAUCAAUGGAGAUGAUCAACUUGAAAUUCAAAAUCAAUGUCCUCCUUUCUCGGUCAGCAAGGUACUGUCUGGAAAAACACUGCAUGUUGGGAUGCAUUAUUAGAUUUCAAGUUCCAGUAAAACUUUCUCUUGAAGUCUACCUUUUUCGGUCAUUAGACGCUGCACUGGUUCUAAAAUGCAUUAAUAGAUUAAAAAAAUACUG
Messenger RNA from Rubroshorea leprosula, 3585 nucleotides. The record is from the annotation of a GenBank genome assembly. Lineage: Eukaryota; Viridiplantae; Streptophyta; Magnoliopsida; Malvales; Dipterocarpaceae.